GUUAUGACCUACAAGCCAUCGAUCGGUAUUAUCUGUACUCAAAUCUGUUGAACUUGUACCAGACCUGUACUUUUCCAAACACUGCUUGGCAACUGCUUCUGUCACUUGAAACAGAAUUGUAUCUAGCUGGAGUAGCCCUAUCUGAGGCUUGGCCUGCUUGUGGGCACUGGGACUUGGCUAAGAAGUCGAAACACUGAGCAGUGGAGAGGUACCGAAAUAACUGUCAGGUAGAAUAGCACUCAAGUUGAGUGUUAGUAAUCUGAAGACAUUAGGACUGAAAACUUCCAGGACACAGUCAAAUGACCCAGAAUCUAGAUUUCAUGUCAGGUAUUUCCUAGUGCUACAUUUUGUAUUAGAUAACUUGUCAGAUUUUAACCUGAGAUUUAAAAUGUCAUUAGAAAAUACUGUAUCUGAAAUUUUAAAGUCAUGAAAUCCUUCACAUGGAUGUAAAAGUUUCUAGAAGAUUUCCAGAAGACUUUUUUUUAUUUAAAACUAGUCAGCAGGUCAUGUCUUGCAGUCUUGUGAAGGAUAUAGAUAUAGAACUCAUAUACUGUGCAAUUUACUUGUUUAAAAAUGUAAUUUAGUGGAUUUCAGUGUAUUCAUAGGCUGUGUAACUGCUACGUAAAGAUUCCCUACAUUUUCAUGCUCAAAAUAUAACUUGUAGUUUCUUUGAUCUUUAUAGGUAGAGCUUAAUAAAAUUUUUCUACUACCAGCUCCUUAUCACCUGAUACUAAAUGAUAAUGAAAUUCAUUUUAACAGUUUUCUGAUGAACAUAUAAUUUUACCUCAUCGACUAAAUGCAAACUUGUAAAUAAGAUAGGUAUACAUGUUCAUUUUUAUGUAAAGGAUUAAAUCUUGGCUCAGUAUUUGAUUCUGUGGGACAUAUAGCAUCUUUAAUAGUUUUUUCAGAGUUUAUUGAUAAUCUUGAUAUCUUGGUGCUGAGUAUGCCACUUUUAGUAUCCAUAUGCAGUACGAAGUAGCAAAAGGCUUUUUAGGCUUAUUUCAGAAACUUGGAAAUUUUGUUCUAACCUCAAGGAGAAUUUUUUUUUUUUUUAAUCUAUGAGUACACUGGUGCUUUCUUCAGACACACCAGGAGAAGGCAUUGGAUCUCAUUGCAAAUUGUUUUGAGCCACCAUGUGGUUGCCAGGAAUAGAACUCAGUACCUCUGGAAGAAUACUCAACUGCUGAACUUGUUUUUCUUUUUGGUUUGUUUGUUUGUUUUUUGUUUUUGUUUUGUAUUUUAAGGAGGAAUUUUUUAAUCAAUAUUUUGAUUUGUUUUUAUGAAACUGCAGUCAGAACUUGAACAGUUUAAUAGCAACAUCCUAGCACAAUGAUAAUUCCUAGAUACAGUAAUUUGAUAUAAACUAGGAAUGCUGUUAGGAAGUUGUGAAAAGUCUUAAGCCAUUAUGUUGCAAUAAGAACAGAAAACUACAUAUACAACAAAAAUACGGUGGUUCAUAACAUAAAACUCUCAAACCCGAGUUGAGGUGUGUUUUAGGCAGGUUUAUUGGUGUUAUGUGAUGUAAUGGUGUGUAUAGUACAAAGCGCAUGUAUUGUGUGUUUAGAACUAAGUGUAGAGUGACAUUGCAUGAUCAGCAUGGGCAGAUACUGUCAGGAACACCUAGAAUUCAUUAUAUAUUUGAUUUUCUUUUAAGUUUUUGUCAUUCAGGAGCAUUUUGCUGUUAUCACAGUUUUUGGGAUUUCAGCAUUUCAUUUACAUGAUGUCAUGUGUGGUUGCAAUUCAGUUGAAGAAGCAAUGCUUUAUAAAGUGGCCCUUCCUCAUUUACUUUGUAUGUCAGUGUGGAUUACUUAUGUCAGUAUCUUAUUCACCUUUACUUAAGGAAUUUCUAACAGCAAGUAUGAUUGUAGUAUAGGAUAUAUUCUCCCAGCUUACUGCUUCUUGUCUUUCUUCAAGACCACAGAUGUCUUUACUUUUAAGGAUUCUGUUGUUAAUCCAUAUGUGGAAAAAUAGUAGCAAUGAAUAGUACAUUUGCUUGGCCAUCCCUGGGCUAUGUUUCUCACAUCCUCUUCCGGUAAUGGAAGUUCAACCCUUCUUACUCUAAUUAUCUUGUCUUAGUUAGGGUUUUACUGCUGUGAACAGACACCAUGACCAAGACAACUCUUAUAAGGACAACAUUUAAUUGGGGCUGGCUUACAGGUUCAGAGGUUUAGUCCAUAAUCAUCAAGGCAGGAACAUGGCAGCAUCCAGGAAGGCAGCCUGGUUCAAGAGUAGCUGAGAGUUCUAUAUCUUCAUCUGAAGGCUGCUAGCAGAACACUCACUUCCAGGCAGCUAGAAUGAGGGUCCUAAAGCCCACACUCACAGUGGCACACCUAUUUCAGCAUGGCCACACCUUCUAAUAGUGCCACUCUCUGAGCCGAGGAGCAUUUACAAACCAUCAUAUACCUCAAAUUUUGUUCCUGACAUAGUAGUCCAAAAUUUUCUCCCAAGUCUGUUUAUCCUCUUGGCCUUACUUCUCAGCUUGUAGUAGAAGAAGUCCUUAAGUACGUUCUUCAGAGGUAUUUUCUAGUUGAAUAAUAAAGCCCAAGUUGAGUAAUAGAUGCUCACCUCGUUUUCAAAAGCUAGCAGUUGUGAAGAAAGCUAUAGGGCUUGCUUCUGUGUAAACAUUUAGCAUUUCUGUAAUAAAUUAUAAAGUUGUAGAGGGUAAGGACUCUAUUAUAGUGAUAAUAUAUCCUUCCUACCAUUCAUUUUUUUUUUAAUUAUCAAAUUUAUUUGUUAUGAGUGUUUCACCUGCAUGUGUGUCUGAACCACAUGGCUGGUGCCCAUGGAGGCCAGAUGAAAUAGAUCCCCUUGAACUGAAGUUGCAGAUGGUUUUGAGUUAUGGCUGCUGGGAAUUGAACUGGGCCUUCCGUAAGAACAGUCAGACUUAAUGAUGCAGAAAAAAAAUACAAAGAUAUACAAGAUAAACUAGAAAAAAUUAGUGAAGAGACAAAUGCACGAGCACCAGAAUGUAUGGCCUUGAAAACAGAUGUCAUUGCAAGAACAAGAGCCUUUAAUGAUGCUGAGGUUUUAUAUAAUCGUUCCCUAAAUGAAUAUAAAGCAUUAAAAAAAGAUGGUGAACAGCUUUGUAAAAGAAUUGAAGAGCUGAAGAAAAGUACCGACCAGUCAUUAGAACCAGAGCGAUUGGAAAGGCAAAAAAGGAUCUGCUGGUUAAAAGAGAAAGUAAAGGCCUUACAGGAUCAGGAAAAUACAGUCAAUCAGGAGGUUGAACAGUUCGAGCAAGCCAUAGAAAAGGACAAACAAGAACACGUCCGAAUUAAGAGAGAAGAUGUAGAAGUGAGACAUACACUCAGCUAUAAUCAGAGACAAUUGAAAGAACUGAAAGAUAGUAAAACUGAUCGACUAAAAAGAUUUGGUCCUCAUGUUCCAGCUCUUCUGGAAGCAAUAGAUGAUGCUUACAGACGGAGACAGUUUACCCAUAAACCUAUUGGCCCUUUAGGUGCUUGCAUUCAUCUACGGGACCCUGAACUUGCAUUGGCCAUUGAGUCUUGCUUAAAAGGACUUCUGCAAGCCUAUUGCUGCCAUAAUCAUGCUGAUGAAAGAGUACUUCAGUCAUUGAUGAAAAAGUUUUAUCCACCAGGGACCUCUCGACCACAGAUAAUCGUUUCGGAAUUUCGGAAUGAGGUAUAUGAUGUGAGACUCAGAGCUGCUUACCAUCCAGAGUUUCCAACUGUUCUGACAGCUUUAGAAAUAGACAAUGCUGUUGUUGCAAACAGUCUGAUUGACAUGCGGAGCAUAGAGACAGUGCUGCUGAUCAAAAAUAAUUCUGUAGCUCGUGCAGUCAUGCAGUCCCAAAAGCCACCCAAAAAUUGUAGAGAAGCUUUUACUGCUGACGGUGAUCAAGUUUUUGCAGGACGUUAUUAUUCAUCUGAAAGUACAAGACCCAAGUUUCUAAGCAGAGAUGUGGAUUCUGAAAUAAGUGACUUGGAAACUGAGAUUGAAAAUAAAAAGGGCCACAUAAUGAACCUUCAGCACCGUCUGUCUGCUCUUGAGAAGGAUAUUAAACGCAAUGAAGAACUUCUUAAAAGGUGCCAACUACAUUAUAAAGAAAUAAAGAUGAAAAUAAGAAAAAAUAUUUCUGAAAUUCGGGAACUUGAGAACAUAGAAGAACACCAAUCUGUAGAUAUUGCAACCUUGGAAGAUGAAGCGGAGGAAAAUAAAAUAAAAAUGCAAAUGGUGGAGAAAAAUAUGGAGCAACAAAAAGAAAACAUGGAGAAUCUUAAAACUCUAAAAAUUGAAGCAGAAAACAAGUAUGAUACAAUUAAAUUGAAGAUUAAUCAGCUAUCAGAGCUAGCAGAUCCACUUAAGGAUGAAUUAAAUCUUGCUGACUCUGAAGUGGAUAGCCAGAAACGGGGAAAGCAGCAUUAUGAAGAUAAACAGAAAGAACAUAUGGAUACCCUAAAUAAAAAGAGAAGAGAGCUUGACAUGAAGGAAAAGGAGCUACAGGAGAAAAUGUCGCAAGCAAGACAGAUCUGCCCAGAACGCAUAGAAGUAAAAAAAUCUGCAUCAAUUCUAGACAAAGAAAUUAAUCGAUUAAGACAAAAAAUUCAGGCAGAACAUGCUAGUCAUGGAGAUCGGGAAGAAAUAAUGAAGCAGUACCAGGAAGCAAGAGAAACCUAUCUUGAUCUGGAUAGUAAAGUAAGGACUUUAAGAAGGUUCAUUAAAUUACUUGAAGAAAUAAUGACCCAUAGGUACAAAACAUACCAACAAUUUAGAAGGUGUCUGACACUACGAUGCAAGUUAUACUUUGACAACUUAUUAUCUCAGCGUGCUUAUUGUGGAAAAAUGAAUUUUGACCACAAGAAUGAAACUCUUAGUAUAUCAGUUCAGCCCGGAGAGGGAAACAAAGCCUCCUUCAAUGACAUGCGUGCUUUGUCCGGCGGCGAGCGCUCUUUUUCCACAGUGUGCUUCAUUCUUUCCCUGUGGUCCAUUGCUGAAUCACCUUUCAGAUGCCUGGAUGAGUUUGAUGUCUACAUGGAUAUGGUUAAUAGGAGAAUUGCGAUGGACAUGAUCCUUAAGAUGGCAGAUUCCCAACGUUUUAGACAGUUUAUCUUGCUUACCCCUCAAAGCAUGAGCUCACUUCCUUCAAGUAAACUGAUUCGAAUUCUUCGAAUGUCUGACCCUGAAAGAGGGCAAACCACCUUGCCCUUCCGACCUGUGACUCAAGAAGAAGAUGACAGUGCAAGCUGACAGCUUAGUGCCUUGCCCUCGUACUGAAAGAUUGUGAGGGGAAUAAUCUGGACUGGUGGAUGAAGUAAAGUGGGAUGAGAGGUACUCUGAAAUAAAGAAGCUCCUUUAAUAUGACCUAUCAAAAGUGUAAAUAAGCCUAGAAAACCAGCUGCUGCCAAGAGUUUAAAAUUAUGAUUGCUUUUCCUUGUGAAAAUCAGUUUCAUAAUACUGGUUUUAAAUCUUUUUCUGUUUGUUUGCUUUGGAGUUUCUGUAUUUCGUUUGUUGUUUUUACCAUCUACUUUUAUAAAUUUUUUCAGGAGUAAAAUUUUGUACAUAAUGCACAUGUACAUAUCUGUUCAGUUUGGGUUCAUUUCUAUAGUAUUUUGUAAGAAUUUAAAUAAAAGUCUGAGCACCUGAUGUUUAGUUUUGCGUUUCCAGGUUGUUACAGCCUAGUUUUAAAACUUAGCAAAUGUCUGUGGAAAGAGCAGUCUCAGUAUGGGACAGGGGGAUGCAGUGAAGGAGAACUGGUUAGGCCGGACGCACUGAUGUUUACAUGUAGAGGUCUGCAUAAGGCUGCUGGUACUGCAGAAUCUCUACUUACCAUUGUUUUUAACCCUGGGGUACAACCAUAGAUUUGGAUACAGUUUUUAAUCACUAUACUUAAUCAGUUAUAAGAUGGUCUUCACUAGACACUUUUAUGCAGCCCUGAAGCACUGCCAGUUGUGACAAGUACUUUCUUUCUCCUUUGUCCUUUAACUAUUCUCCAUUCAAGAAAGAACGGGCCAUGGCUGUGACACACUUUCCACUUUGACCUGUAGCAGUGACCAAGUUGUAAAAGCCCUCAGCUUUUGGUGGUGUACCACUAGGGUUUUAGAUGCAAGAUUUCAAGUUCUAGACCUGCCUGGGCUAUAGAGUGAAUUCAAGGCCAGCCUGGACAGCUUAGACCCUGUCUCAAAAUGAAAGAGAAAUCGAGGCCUGAAAAUACAGCCUAGUGGUAGAGCAGGGCUGAAAAAGCCAGAGGAUAAGUGCCUGCGGUCAGAGCCAGUAGCUGCGUGAGGCAAAAUCUACACCUCAUGACCUCAUGGGAGAUGGUAUAAGUCACACCCUGAAUUUAGAGAUAUUAAAAUGUUUCUGUAAUGAUCAGUUUACAGUAAAAUUUGGUAUUUGUGAUUUUUUUUUUUUUUUAAAGAAAACAGUGUAUUUGUGCCUGUGUUGUUUCAUACUAGGUUUAGGGCUAACCUUUAAAUUUUGACUAGCAGCAAGAAGCAUCCCUUUAUUACCAGCAAUAAAUUAGAAUACAUAUUUAUGAACUUGAAAAGAAAGUAUUUUAAGAAAAGUACUAUUUUUCAAAGCAAGUAUAAUUCUAUAAUUAUUAAUUAAAACUGAGUUUUGUUUUGGUGGGGGAAGAGAAUGUAUUCUUAGAAUACAAUAGUUGCCAAAAAUCCAAAAGCAUUCUAGUCUAAGAACAUAGAAAGAAGAAAACUAAUGUUUUAAACUUUCCCCACCAACAAUAAGCAGUAUAACUCAUUUGUAUCAGAACUAUUUUAACAUACAUACAUUUUUUUCAAAUAAAUAAAAAUGAAGUGAGACCAGUGCAUUAAUUUUAAUUAGCUCAGGAGUUUCGAUGUUUUGAGGUUUUGUGGUAGUUUUAAAUGUGCUUCUACAGAAUGAGAAACGCAGCCCUCAGAUCCUGAGCGUCUCCUGCUGAAGACACUACAUUGAUUUGGCCUCAGAAAGCUUUGGUUUCAAUCAUAAGUGAAGUCUUCAUCUAGUGUUCUAAGGAGUAAUAACAUCCAUUGGAAAACAAGAAAAAACUAUUGUUCUUUUAAAGUAUGUGUAACUUCCAAAAAUAAAACUUAAACUGUA
Molecule: messenger RNA, 7053 nt
Organism: Rattus norvegicus (Norway rat)
Lineage: Eukaryota; Metazoa; Chordata; Mammalia; Rodentia; Muridae
Gene: Smc6
Product: structural maintenance of chromosomes 6
Biological process (GO): double-strand break repair; cellular senescence; host-mediated suppression of viral genome replication
Cellular component (GO): Smc5-Smc6 complex; chromosomal region; nuclear speck
Molecular function (GO): DNA secondary structure binding; ubiquitin protein ligase binding; ATP hydrolysis activity
Source: RefSeq, a predicted model, not a curated record